Messenger RNA from Nezara viridula (southern green stink bug), 646 nucleotides. Lineage: Eukaryota; Metazoa; Arthropoda; Insecta; Hemiptera; Pentatomidae. The record is from the annotation of a GenBank genome assembly.
CAAUAAUUAGAGUUAAUCAUAGAUGGGAUUUUAUAACUUUUUAAUUUCUUUUCUUAACUUUUUUGCACUCCCGUCCUUGAGAUGCACAUUACAUAUAAGCUCAGAGUGAGUUAGAUCCAUUAUAGUCCUCAAGAUGAACCGAUCAGUGAUCGUUGUUGCCCUCGUACUCGCAUGCACAUUUAGCUGCAACGGGUUUGACGGAAGGUUAAUAGGGGAAGCAAUGGAAAGAUGCAAAGCUGCACUCGAAAGAGAGUAUGAGCAACAGAAACAGGAAUUUGAAAAUAAGAAACUACAGGAAACUGAAAAUGGAAAGAUCAAGGAUGGUAAAAUUGACAUGAAUAAUACUUUGGAACUAAAUGAAGAAAAAGUCAAUGAAAUAUCAAAAAGGUGUUCUAAUGUGCACGGUACAGAUAGCAAAUGCUCCCUUACUUCAGAACAGGUAAAAUGUAUUAUGAAGAAUGCAAAAGAGCUUCAACUUUAAAUGCCAGAGGAAAUAAACCAGAUCCACUUACCAUCUGUAUUCCAAAAGGUUACUUAAAGUGAAUUUUGUGAAAUACUGAUCGGUUCGAAGAAUUCUAAAUUGUCAAUUAUGAAUAGAACAAUGUUACUGAAAAAUAUAUAUUUUUUUCUUUGACGUAAUUUAGUA